Molecule: messenger RNA, 8161 nt
Organism: Tigriopus californicus
Lineage: Eukaryota; Metazoa; Arthropoda; Copepoda; Harpacticoida; Harpacticidae
Gene: unc79
Product: protein unc-79 homolog
Exons: 2
Coding region: 85-8064 (2659 amino acids)
Molecular function (GO): protein binding
Source: RefSeq, a predicted model, not a curated record
ACACAGGGCUUGAAGGCAACAGUAUUGGUCUUGAAACAUCCAAAAUCAUCUUGUUGUUAACAGGAGUAUAGAUAACAAGUCAAGAUGGGGACACGGGCAGCCGCCUUCACGGCUAAGAUCAAGGCCCUACAAGAGGCUCAAAUGCGGCUCCUUCAAAGUCAGACGCCGAGUGGUCCGAACUUGAAUGCCCCCACGGGAUUGGAAUUGGCCACCACUUUGAAAUGGUUUUCCACCACAUUGCUGAAUGUCCUCAAGGAUGUGCCAGGACAGCCUCUUCUCAUGAUGAAGAGCAAAGAGACCGAUCCAGAACGCAUGGCUCUCUAUCCCAGCCUAGAUUAUAAGGGGCUCUACUCGUCCCUGUUGAAUUUCAUCGACCUCAUUGAGUUCAUACCCCAAGGCCUCUACGACUUUGGCAAGGCUUAUUUGAACUCGAUUUGUGUUCUGAUUCCAUUCUUGGAAAGGGAACUCAUUGACACUUUGCCCUACACUGUGGUAGGCCUUUUCACGGUCUUACCCCUGUCCUUAAGCCAAGACAUUGUGAACGUCGUUUGCUAUCAUCUAAUUCCAUUCACCAUUUCCACCAAACGUCCCAAAGAUAAUGUUCCACUUACUCAUGAUAUGGACGCAGAUCUGGAGAACUAUGCAUCCAAAUCUGCAGGUGCUAUUCUCUUGAUGGUUUUCCAAUACGCCAAAGACAACACAGCCCUUCAUCGUCAAAUUACUGAAGCCCUCAUGACGGUCAAAGAAGACCUUGUUAAGGAUUUGUUCCUAGUGAUCGCCCAUGGAACACCUUCUUCCAGGAUGAAUGCAGUCAAUCUGCUCUUUUAUUACUGGCCAAGUCUAAACCCGACACUCUACGAUCUCAAAGCAAUCAUUCACAAGUUCAACAACUCUGAAACGUGGUCCCCCCCGUUUUGCAGUGCGCCCGAUUGCGCAGGAAAAGGACAGGCUUUGGCGGUAAAUAUCUGUCUGGAUCACACCAUUUGCCUCUCACAUCACCCAGAUCGACCUCCGCCAGCUUUUUAUUGCCGGGAUUGCUUCCUGACGAUCCAAAGGUUGGUCGACCGAAAAGAUAUCGCUCCCAUGUUCCAAGAGAUCAAUCAUCCUUUACAACAAGUGGCUGUGACCUGUGACAACCAAAAAUGCAAGUCUAUGGAUAAGACCGCCGUGGCCAUUUGCUUCUCCCAAGAUUGUUCCAGUUUCCAUUGUACAAACAAUAGGCCCACUCGAUAUUGUAAUCAAUGCAACAAGAUCAAUCACCAAUCUCGUCUCACCAUGGAUCACAUCAUCCACUCCAAGAUCUCGUCUCCUUGGGAUAUGGAGCAGGAAAUCCAAAACUAUUUCGUCAAGGCUGUCAUUAGUUUACUCCAAGAGGCCAAACCCUUUGGAUCGAACAAAGAGUUUGAAGACGCUCAUCGCCGAACGAUGCAAGCUUUGGAUGAUAGUGGUGAGGACAUUGAGGACGAAACCGCUCUCAAUGAAAGACGCCUUCUUUCAAGGUAUGGGGUGUGGCUUUUGGUUGGCCUGGGAACGCCAACAACUGACACGUGCUUGGCAACGUUUGGUCACAUGCUGUCCAUGUUGUUCCAAUGGUUUAAUGCCACAGCGUAUUUGCCUAACGACAAAACUGGAUCCACUUUGGAGAAACUAAAGUCAGAGUACAUUCCGGAGUGGUUGCGUAAGGUCUACAAGAGCUACCCGGACGUGUUUGUCUCGUGCCUACUUCCAAAUCCUCCUGAUUAUGUGAAAAUCGGAGGUCACUGGGAUGUGGUUAUGCCUAAGAUUGACCAUAUCAGAGAAGGCUUGAAUAGCGUCUUUUGUCUAGUCCCCUAUGAUGUGAUUACGUUGGAGGUGUGGGAAAAGCUCAUGUCGCAUUGGAUGGAAGUGAUUAAUAAGGAAGUGUCCAAGGAGGAAAUUGUUGAGCUGAAGAGCAUUUUCUGCAAGAUAUUUGAUCCUGAUAUGAGUCCCCUUGGGUUUGACGCCAAAGAAAUGUACCACUUCAUAUCCAAACGAUUCGUCAAGACCAGUGCUGAUGUGCAACAACAAGCCCUUCAAUGGCUCCAGCGAUUGUGUCUGAUGAAUAUUCAUAUUCCCUUGGAAAUUCUCUUUGAAAUGUUGAACCAUGGUAUCGAUACUCUCAUCUUGGACGGGAAAGACAUCGAUGAGAAUGCGCCCGCCCUUUUAGUCGAGAACCCCACCGAGUAUCUCACAGAAGAGAGCAUCGCCACCGAGCCAAGGCCACAAUCUCCAGGAGUUCUUGAGGAGGAACCUGAACUGGUGGAAAAAGAUCCAAGUCUGGUAUCCAAGGAGGAGUUGAACUUGAUGUGCUACAACCUUAUGAUUGAUGUUCUCUCCUGCCAAAUGGAGCUCCAGGAUGUGGAAUUGCACAUUGGACUGAAUGGCCCGUGUGUCAAUGACAUCUUAAGCCUAAUCAAUCGCAUACUCGCCACUCCGUGGAUGGAGGACAUCAACAAGUGCCUCACAGACAGCUUGGAUAUGGACGACUUAGCAGAAGACGAGGAAUUAGGCAUUAGAGUAGUGGAAGAGCUCUUGACAGAUCUCUUGCAACUCAUACAUGUGACCAUCAAGAACGUCAUUCCGUUGGAUGUAAAUGACGAUUCUGAUGAGGACAUGGCCGAACCCUCGAAUUUCACCGUUAACAGUGGGGCCGAUUUGGACCCUCGAGCGGCAAGUGCCAUGAAAAAGGGACCUGGAUUAGGCCAAUUCAUGGCUGUUUUGACCACCAUGCAAUCUUCAGCUGAAAAAGUGAAGGAGGUGGACGAUUCCUCCUCCGUCUCAUCCCAAGAGGAAAAUGAAGAACCCUUUGAGUUGCAUAUUGAUGACUACGCGAUACCACUUCAAGUUGUCUACCAUUUGCUGUUGAGGAACACGGAGAUUGCAGAUCCAGACAUGAGGUUCUAUCUCAUGGAUUCGGUUCGAUUGCUCUCACUCAAUGCCGAUGUUUUACAAUCAGCCGCUCGAAAGCAAAAGAGACUUAUUCACUAUUGUCAAGAGCCUUUACUUACAGGCGUCAUGUGGCAAAUCUUGGAUGCAUCCCACUCUCAAGUGGCUCAUGCGUGUGUUCCAUUGCUGUUGCACGCCACGUCUUUGCCGGGUGGAGCUGAUAUCCUUUGGAAAAGCCUGGACGAGGAUUUCAACAACGAGGAUUGGAGAACCCGUUUUGCUGCUGUGGAGAAAAUCAGCCUCAUUCUGAGGUUUGUCGAGGAUAAGCCCAUCAAGAAGAGCCAUUUGUUGCGAUCAGUUUUGUCCCACGCGUUUUGCUGCCUCAUAGCCAGUACAGAUGAUGUGAAUGUCCAUGUGUCUCAAAAAGCCAUCCUCCAAUUAGGAACUGUUCACGAUACGGCCAUUCAACUUUUGUUGUGGUGUCUUGAGAAUCAAUUUGACACUGUUCCAAUCGAUCGUCCAGUGAUUUUGAAGCGGCUCAAUCAGCUAUUCAACACAAUGUUAGACCGGCAUAUACUAUCCUGGGUGUUCUUUGCAAAUCGUUUUGACGUCAUUAUUGGCGAAAUUCAGGCCAUCAAUGACCACAAAUCAGAGACUUGCAUUCAACGAUCAGGAUCCACUGCCGCUUCAAAGAGAAACUCUGCAAUGGUAGCCGUGGCCACCGCAAAUCCAGCCGUACCCAGCUCCUUCACAUCGCUUCGUAAUCGGCUCCAAAAACCAUCAGAGAAUUCAAAUCAGGUCAAGUCAUUGGCAUCCAGUUUGAAAUAUCCCUACAAGAGGACAGUGUCAGCACCGGCAGGAAUGGGCUUAUCCACUGCUUCCAAGCUAUUUCUCCAGAAGCAAAAUUUUCGCACUUGCGCUCAAGGCACGUAUUCUCGUCAUCAGUCGGUUCCGUUGAUGUUGAAGACAAAGCAUGGCAAAGUUAUGAAUGACUCGGGAUUUACGCUGAACAAGCAACCCAGUAGUGCUGCUAUGAUGGGCGAGGAAAGCGAGUACAUUAACGUGGCUGCCAAAACCCUGGAUUUGGAUGAAAUCGACAAAGAAACACUUCAUUUGUUGGUGUUUCUUUUCACCCAAUUUUUGUCCUACUCGGAUUACGCCAAAUUUCCCGAAGAAAAGCAGACCAAGGCUCAUGCAGCCACUCGAUGCUUCCAGAGUCUCUUUUCUUUGAUCGGUUAUAAUGAAGCUGAAAGGAGAUUCCAAGUCAUGCCGCACAAGAUCAGAUCUACGCCCACCGUCAAUGCAUUUAUCGCGAAUCUACCUCAAGUUUUGGAUUACAAUUUCGAAAUGGGCAAGAAGAUCCUCUUGAACUCGAUUUUGAUUCUGCAAAAGAUCCCAUUUCCUCCCCGACAUGCUUCAUCGUGGCAAAACCAAACCUUGAUGCAAGAGAGUAUGUUGUACCAGGGAUGUGGAUUCAGUCUUUGGUACUUGGAACCAUCUCUGCGACGAAAUUGGCUUACAGCUGCCAUGGUAAUCUUCUACAAAUACGACUUCAAUUGUGACACCAUAAUUGGGGAGAAAACGUCCGGGUUGGUAAAAAUCAUCAUCCAUACGUUGGCUGCACAUGCUCAUACAUGUGACCGAUUGGACAAGCCAUCCUUCGGCAUGUCGGCUAGGUCUAGAGAUCUCAGUCAGUUGUCAGUGGCAGACACUUCGGACAAUCAAGGAGACACCGAUACAGUUUGUGACCCUGACACUGACUUUAUCAUUCCCUUUGAAGACACUUUGGUUGGAGCAGAACCAGAGGAAAAAGACGUUGCCGAGAAUGCAAAUACAGAGAAGAAAAAGAACAAAGACAACAACAGCAACAAGUCUUUGGAUGAAAUCGAUGGUGCAAGGGCAUCAACCCCCGCUAUAAGUCCAAAUAAACCAGGGACGAAGCAUUCCAAGCCAUUAAGUAGCUUGGAAAUGAUCCGCGUAGAGCAGGGACAGGGAGACAAGCCCCCAAGCAGCAGUGAGGUUCGUACUCCAAUGGCUAAUCUUUUUGGUUUUUUACCUCGACCUUCGGGUCACCAAAAGGCCCCAACUCCGAGCACCCAUCAAAUCACAAGUGAGGGAUUACCUGCUGGAUGGGCAAUGCAGCUUAUGAGUAGCGGCCGGACACUAUUCAUUGAUAACACCAACCAAUUGACUACUUGGAUUGAUCCCAGAACCGGACGACCAGCCGAGGUCAAGGAACAUCCGCACCAACAUCACUUCCCUACAUUUGAAUCCCCUCCCUCUCCUUUGUCUCUCAUGGAUGUGAUCACAGUAGGCAAUCCAAUUAACGUGGACAAAGAAGCCAGCAAUGCACCAAAGCCAGAGAUCGAAGCUGAGCCUUUGAAAGAACCUCAGGAGGAAAGGCUUCUCCCUGUUGGACAGCAUCCACCUUUGAAAAGAUAUGAUCGACAAAACAGCCGCGAACGAAUCAUUGAUCGAGUUUGGCAAGUCUUUGGGUCUGAUCCAAGUCACAUGGAGUCCGUUCCCCUGAUUGGAGAGACGUUGUCAACCGACAAGAUUCAAGUGGUGGCGAGUAUUCACAAGCAGGACUCGUUGUGCUCCGACACCGGGGCAAAUGAUCCUUCAAUUGAAACCUAUAUUGGCACGAUCACGCAUAUUCGUAACGGACUAGCCUCAAAUAACGAGGGCAAUCAGGAGACCAACCCACUUCUGCAAACCGAGGCAAAAGCCAGGCAACCCAUAACCCAAGCUGUAGAAAACGAAGGAAACAAAGUGGCUGUGCCAAGUGCGUCAGGGACCACGCUAGGUGCAACUGGAAGCAUUCCCAAGGAGACUGUUCCGAGAAAAUCCUCUCUAAAGGUCAAGAAACAAGCAAACAAUGUGGACAAGCAAGAAGGUAAAGUUGAAAUAGCCACAAAUCCAAGCAACAAGCCAAAGUUUAAAAAGAGGCGACGUCAUGGGACAUCCACUUUACCCGAGACUCAAGUCCUUGAGGUCAACAGUAAGAGUUCCAGCAUUUGCGGAGGGAAAGCCCGUGAGAACUCAUCCAGUUCAUUACUUGCUGGACAUCGGGACAAUCCGUUACUCAUGAAGCAAAGUGCUUUACGAACGGGAGAAGAGUCCAUCGUCGAUCGAUGCUCUCAUUGCGGAGCAAUCAAGGAGGAAUACACCGAGGAAGACAUUGGUCUGUGUAUCAUCAACCUUAGCACCUUCAUUAGCCGGGAUCCGGCAUUGGCAGCCCCGCUUUUGCCAGAGAUUCUUUUGGUCGUGUCGCGGAUUGCCAGGACCACACAGUAUUCUUGGGAAUUGGACAGCACCGCGUAUAUUCCCGGAAAUAGCCGCAGUAUUGCUCGCCAGUUUUUCCGUUGUGUGCUCCACCAACUCUCAACCAAUGGGCUCUUCUCCAAGCUCUUCAUGAUGGAAAUGAGCGAGACAGGCCGGUUUAAAUUCUUUGGAACUCUGGUUUCUUGCCUCAUUGACUUCACAGAGUUGAAUCCGUCUUUUCCUCUGGCCCAAUUCAUGGUCGAGAUGAGCGAAAGAAAGGCUGUCACAAUUCUUGACUUCACACUUUGUCUUCCGAAUAUGGUGAGCUAUCUAAAGAGCGUCCAAUUCGAGCAGGCUAGCAAUUGGUCGGCUGUGUUCGCCCCAUGCGAUCUCUUCUUCCGGCGCCUUUGGUCAGUCACGGGCCAACAACACAUGCUUACUAGGCCAACGACCCUGACCAGCACUUCGGCCAUGACCCCUGGUGGCCUGAGUGCUGCCAACAUGGCCAAAGAGUCGAACAAAGCCAAAGCUGAGAGCUCAGUCAGAGUGACCCAACUACCCAGCAUUGGAUCGUUGUUCCAUGUCAUGACCAGCGUUUUACGCAUGCCAGGAGUGAACGGGAACCGCGGAGUUUUGGAGCCUAUUUGCAAACUAGUUAGCUAUGCUCUCCAAACCACUGCAUUGACAUUCCCUCAACUCUUGAGCAUUUGUCAUCAUUGUAACAAGGGCUUCAUUAAGGAGAGAGAGAAACAGCUCGUUACCCGGACGGCUGUUUUUGAGCUCUGCCAAGCUCUAAAAUUCAAGACUUGUAUCCCAGAUUCGAAUUUCCUUCUGCUGACCAAUUUGUUGCUGUACGAUGCUAGUGGUCACAUUACGACCGGAAUUGACGUGGAAACGUUCCCAAAUCUGGAGCUUGACCCUCAUUCAGUACAAGUGUACAACACGGCCGCUUGCGAUGUUAUGAGAAACACCCUGCAGGAUGCGUUGGAUUUUCUGGCGGAUGUUCACACUCUGAGCAAGGUCAAGAACAAUGCCCGCAGUCACAACAAGCACACGGGGCUGAACGAGGACACCUUGGGCGGAAUGCUGAAGGCCGCUUUGUCGCAAUACGUGGCUUUGGAAAUCAGUAAGGGCAACGGACGAGACGGUCGCACCGUCAACCGGUACUUGCCUUGGUUAUUCAAUCCGCCUGGAAACAUUGCUACACAAGGACCAAGAGAGUUUUUGGAUUGUGUCUCCCACAUUAGACUUCUGUCUUGGUUGCUCUUGGGAGCAGUCAAUUACACCUUGAGAUCGUCCAUGAAUGAGGCCAAUCUUUGUCAGCCUGUUCCUCUGGAGGCAUCUUGCCACAUUGCGGAUCAUAUUCAGGUCAUCUUAGCAGGAUUUGCCGAGCAAUCUAAAACUUCCGUGGUCCACAUGUGUUCGUUGUUCCACGCCUUUAUUCUUUGCCAGCUAUGGACAGUUUAUUUGGAACAAACCAUAGUCCUGAUGCCUUCCAAGGAUGACACGCAAACCUUGGCUAGUAGCAUUCUUCUCGACUUUUGGGGCAAAGUCACGCCAGGAAUCCUUCAAUUGGUUUCUCACUCUAAAGUUCUGGCAGAGAUGGUCAAUUUGCACUUUUUGAGCUUAAUGGAAGCAUUAAUGGAAUGUCAUUCGACCGUGUUGGUCAAACUCAUGCCGGCCUGGACACCAGUUCUCUUUGCUUAUCAAUCCCAACUACCGGACCAUGUACGGGUGAGACUUCAAGCAAUCCUUGACUACAAGCCAUCUGAGACUACCUUGAACGAACAGAUCACCACCAACACUAUUCUAGUGAAAUGGCUUCAAAGGCUUCAGUUUAAGAUGGGUCAAAUCGAGAUGCAGGCGUCUAAUGUGACGCAAUUCUUCACGGUAUAAAAUCAUGAAUCAUGUAUUAUUUGGUAUUAAUGUUAAGCAUUAAUGUGACUACUUUGACAAUUGUAAAUAGAAUAUAUCUCAUCACUCAUUUGCAACA